CUAGGAGAUGAGGACGUGGUUUGUCAGAGACACAGACAAAAGACAUUCGAGGUUGGUUUGUAUGGUACUGGUACGAAGAUGCUGGGGUUUGAAUGCCAAAAGAAAUGAGAUUCGGUAGGUGUGAUGUGUUCGCUAUGGUUUUCUCAAUGGCUGGGAAUCCCGGCUUUCCUCGUCCAUCACUGAUCACGAUUCAUAGUAGGAAAGCUGCGUGCCAGCUCGGGAUCUCUCUGCUAUCGAAAAUAAACCCGCCAUUCUCCAGCAGUGUUUCAGCGUUCGUCCCGUCCUGCUGUUUCUCUCCCGGUGGAAAGGAGAGAAAGGUGUCAGCGGGUUCACGCCAGCGCCUCACCCGAGAGAUCACUGCAGAACAGAAAGAGGUCCCGCGCCACAUUCUCCGAAUAACGGGAGAGGAGUCGUCCUGCAGAAGACGUGCAAGCGAACGGAAUCCAGACAAUGGGAAUUCCCAAGUACACCGUUUCAGCACAGAUACGUUUUGUGUUUCGCGCUAUUGACAACAUCUGUGUUUCCCAGCCGGCGCGAGUGCGAUUUAAGUACGCGCACAACAGGACCUCUGGGUUGUUCUCUAGGACCCUGCGGUUCUCACGCAAGGACUCAGGGUGUCACUGUCGGCCAAGGCGGAAAAGCGGCUCCGCCAUCGGCUCUUCUCCGACCCGCCUCCCGCUCAGUGCCUCUCCGCGCAGAGCAGAGCAGGACCUUCCCGACUCAGCCUGUCCUCCCGUCGGCAAGAGAUUUCGUAUAUUUAUUUCUCUCAGCUGCUUGGAAACUCCGAUUUAAAUUCGUCUGCAGAAUACGCUUCAGCAAAGCAGAGCAUGGAGAUGCGAGCGGCAGCCGCCAGGCGGGUCGCGCUGCUGUCCGCCUUGCUGCUGGGCUUGUGGUGCCGGGCGGCGGCGGAGCGGCUCCGCUACGCCAUCGCCGAGGAGCUGGGCAGAGGCUCGCUGGUGGGGCCGCUGGCGCGGGACCUGGGGCUGAGCCCGGCCGAGCUGCCGGCGCGCAAGCUGCGGAUAGUUUCUGGUGAUGAGAAGCAAUACUUCGUUCUCGGGGAAGAUAAAAAUCUGCGGGUAAACGAGAGGAUAGACCGAGAAGGCAUCUGCGGGGCAGUGUCUCCCUGUGUCCUCAGUUUGGAGGCAGUCGUGGAAAAUCCUUUCAAUAUAUUUCAUGUGAGCGUUACUAUCCAGGAUAUUAAUGACAACGCGCCGCAAUUUGACAGAGAAUUUGUUCUCAUAGUCGUGAUCGAGUCCACUCCUCCUGGGGCCAGAUUCCCGCUGGGCAGUGGAAGAGACCCCGACAUUGGGGUGAACUCAUUACAAAGCUACCAACUUACUCCCAAUCCGCUUUUCUCUCUUGUCGUAACAGAAAGUCCAGAUGGGACGAAACACGCCGAACUGGUACUGGAGAAAAGUUUAGAUCGAGAAAAACAGGUAACUCACCGUUUGAUACUAACAGCGGUGGACGGUGGGGAUCCAAUCCUAUCGGGGACGGCCGAGAUUCAGAUUAACGUGACCGAUGCAAAUGACAACCCUCCGGUAUUCACCAAAGAGGUCUACAAGAUUCGACUACUAGAAAACCUUCCAGAGGGCUCCUUAGCUUUUCAGGUAAAAGCUACUGAUGGCGAUGAAGGCACAAAUGCAGAAAUUACUUACUCUUUCAGUAACACCGCGAGUAGUGUUCGCAAACUCUUCACUUUGGAUCCCAGGACAGGGGAUGUGACGGUUACAGGCCCCUUAGAUUAUGAAGAAGGGAAAUAUUACGAAGCGAGCGUUGAAGGCAAGGACGGGGGCGGCCUGAGUGCGCACGCCAAAGUGCACAUAGACAUUCUAGACGUCAAUGACAAUGCACCAACCGUUUCUAUUCUACCUAUCUUGAACCCGAUACCUGAAGACGCGGUGACGAGCACAGUUGUGGCUGUAAUCAAUGUCCGUGACAGAGAUUCAGGGGAUAACGGGGAAGUGAGCUGCAACAUCGAAGAUGAUUUGCCUUUCAGACUAGAAUCAUCAUCAAAGAACACCUACAAAUUAAUAAUAGGCAGUGUCCUGGACAGAGAAACGGUCUCCACGUACAAUAUCACCGUCGCUGCCAGGGACCGGGGCGUGCCGUCGCUGUGGAGCCGCGCGUCACUGUCGCUGGAGGUGUCGGACGUGAACGACAACGCGCCGGUGUUCUCGGAGGCGGCGUACAGCGCCUACGUGUGGGAGAACAACGCGGCGGGCGCGCUGCUGGUGCGCGUGUCGGCGCGGGACUUGGACGCGGGCGCCAACGGGCGCGUGAGCUACUGGCUGGCGGGCGGGAGCGCGGUCGGGGCGUGCGCGGCGUCGUCGGUGUCGGUGGAGGCGCGGAGCGGCGCGGUGUACGCGCAGCGGUCGUUCGACUACGAGCAGUGCCGCGAGCUGUCGGUGUCGGUGCGGGCGCAGGACGGCGGGGCGCCGUCGCGGAGCUCGACGGCGACGGUGCGCGUCUUCGUGCUGGACCGCAACGACAACGCGCCGCGGGUGCUGUGGCCGGCGGCGGGCGCGGGAGCGGCGGGCGAGGCGGGUUUGGCGCCGGGUGCGGCGCCGUUCGAGGUGGUGCCGCGCUCGGCCGAGGCCGGCUACCUGGUGGCCAAGGUGGUGGCGGUGGACGCGGACGCGGGGCGCAACGCGUGGCUGUCGUACGAGCUGGUGCAGGCGGCGGAGCCGGCGCUGUUCCGCGUGGGGCUGCACAGCGGCGAGGUGCGCACGGCGCGGGCCGUGUCGGAGCGGGACGCGGCCAAGCAGCGGCUGGUGGCCUUGGUGAAGGACCACGGGCGGCCGGCGCUGUCGGCCACGGCCACGCUACACGUGGUGCUGGCCGAGAGCUUGCAGGAGGCGCUGCCGGAGCUGAGCGAGCGGCCGUCGGGCGCCGAGGCGGCGGCCGAGCUGCAGCUGGGGCUGGGGCUGGCGCUGGCGCUCCUCUGCGCCCUUUUCGUGCUCAGCGUGGCGCUGGCCGUGCUGGCGCGGCUGCGCGGGGCCGGGCCGCCCGCCGUGCUGCGCUGCCUGGGCGCGCAGCGCUUCUCCGGGGCGGGCGCCGCCUUCCCGGCCGACUUCUGCGAGGGCACCUUGCCCUCCUCCUACAACCUGUGCGUGGCGCCGGGCCGCGCCGUCGCCGACGUCGCUUGGCUGCCGCCGCCGCUGCCCAGCCUGCCUGCGGAGGAGCUGCUCGGCGGGGAGCCCUGCGGGAAGCGGAGCGAGAGCAGCAGCGCCGGCGCGGGAGAGCCGCACGACCACCCCGACGCACCGCAGGUCUGUAACCCGCGCUCUCACGCUCUUAUCCGCGAGUCUUUCUCAACCGCCGUUUUUUCUCCCCUUUUUAUCUUGAUGUUGUGAAUGUCAACAGAACCGUUGGUUCUUUCCAUUUCAGUAUCAAACUCUGAAUGAAAACGUGUCUGUGUGUCUCGGGAAAUGUCAUAUUCUUCAUUCCUAGUUAAUGACAGUCGUCCAGACUUAGAGCGGAUGGUGCUGCUGAAACGGUAGUGGCAGUAGCAGCAGGGAUUAACUUUUUCUGGCCGGGAAAUGCCGAUUCGUGUCUCCACGGAGGAAGUAAUGAAGGAAUGAGCGGGGUAUUUAUCCCCCUUCCAGUACCAGCAGAUAUUAAGCGGCAGCACUACUUGUUCCUUUAGUGGUGAGAGGUUCAACUGAGAAGUUUAGACUCCUCCUUGUUCUGAAUUAGGAACAGCGGAUGUGGUGAAUGAUGGAUUCUGCGAGACGGAGUAGGGAAGAUGUGGUCUUUCAAACCGCCGUCCUCUUUUCCGCUGGGUUUUGUCACGCAGUGGGAAUGGGGGAUGCUGAUCCGUGUGUCUGGGAAGAAAGGAAAGAUCGAUAUAUUUCCCUUCUGUUCCGGGCAGACAGUUCAGCCGCGGCACUCUUCGGUGUCUUCAGUGGUCACAGGUUCAGAUUCAGCGGAGACGUCUUGUCUGCAACACUUGUGUUACGAUCCUGUCGGUUUGUAUCAGUGAAUCCUUACUGUGUCGAACGAGAUCAGCUGAUUCUACCCGAUAGACUCGAGAUUGGCGCUUAAUGUUGGAGGUGUUUCCUUCCUGAUCGAUUUUUCCUGAAACGCUGUACUUGGACCUGGUUGAUAGCUGGAUGCAAACUACCCGGUGUAUGCCUUUUCGAUAUGAGACUGAAGGAAAACGUGUAUGUGGCUCCAUGAAUGGAGAAAUUACGGCUGGCUCCUCCCUGGUGAACGUUCCUCCUUCGUCGAGUGCCCUCUCACCUUCUGGAGGAAGGCUACUGCAGGAACGGCAGCUGAAAUAGGACAGAUAAAUUGUAUUCAGGCAUGAUUUCUCGGAGAUCUUUGUGCAGUUAUUUCUCAUUGCUUUUUCUUGGGUAGUAGAUCCAUCUUUUAUACCUUCCUCACCUCAUGCAUAGGUGAAAACGUAGAAUGCAAGCUCUAGAAAAAAUAACAUGUAUCGCCUCUUGUAUUUCAAACUGGCUCUUCUCUUCUCCUACAGGACAACAUUUCCUGCCAACAUGGUUAUUCAAGGAUCAGAUAAAUUACUGAUAAACGUCAGUGUCUUAACCGUCAUUUUUAAGACAAUCAAAGCCUUUUCACUGUCGUUCAGGCUGUAGGGUUAUUUGGAUAACUAUAAACGUGUAUAAACAAUGUGAAAAAGAACUUUCUGCGGACCAUGAAGAAAAAGAAAUCACACAUUGAGCUUUCAAGAGUUUAAUGCUGUAGCCAUUAGCUCUGUGACGUUACUGAAGCAUAUAAUUGCACUCAUCCAGUUCCAAAAUAAACUAACUACUCCUUCGGCAUUGCCUGAGACUCCUUGUUUCCUUUUGUGGGAACUGACCGCACCUUCUUCAGCCUUUAAAUGUCUGAUCUCAGUCGAUGUUGGUGGAGCUGUUAAUCUGGACGUGUUCCGUAUGAACUGAAGUAGUUCAGGAAGAGUUCUUGGUGCUGGGAUUAAUGUGCGGGACAGCUCUGGCGGGUGUUGUGUGUAUGUGAAUUUUUCAUUUCUCUUUCAGAGCCCAUUCUCUUUGGCUCUCCUUCUACCACCCAUUCUAGAAUCGUGGUUUUGGACUAAAAUGCUUAAAGAGUCUUAAUAUUUUGCACCAAGCUUGGUUGUUACUAAAUAUGGUGGUCAGGAUUGUGGUUUUAGAAUAAUGGCGAAAGAGUCUCCACCUUCAAAUAAGAAGAAAUAUUUUAGUUUACAUACAUGGCUAUUACCCGUGCGGUAAAUCCGCGGCUGCAUUAGAGGGGGAGGUGUCUCCAUGGCUACUUUGUUCUAUUGGUUGGGAUAAGGAGAUUUAGUGUGGCCGCGUGAUGCCGCUAGGAUCUUCUGGAAGAGUGAGGGAAAAGUCAUUGAAACCCGACUGCUACAAAAACUGUGACAUUCCUGGUGGAGAUUCUGCUUUCGGACUGAUGGGAUAAGGUUCCCGGUGUGUACUUCGUGAUGUUUUCCUCUUUAUAUAUGGCCAUUUCAAGCGCUCGGUUGCUGGUCAUCGGUGGGUGCGUGCAGUGCCGGGAGGAGGCUGCGGGCGCCGCUGUUGACCGAGGAGGAGCGGUCGG
This is a messenger RNA of Cuculus canorus (common cuckoo), 5544 nucleotides long. Its product is annotated as protocadherin gamma-B1-like. Gene Ontology annotation, molecular function: calcium ion binding. Gene Ontology annotation, biological process: homophilic cell-cell adhesion. The record is from RefSeq and is a predicted model, not a curated record. The transcript has a single exon. Gene Ontology annotation, cellular component: plasma membrane. The coding region runs from base 828 to 3356 and encodes 842 amino acids. Lineage: Eukaryota; Metazoa; Chordata; Aves; Cuculiformes; Cuculidae.